Messenger RNA from Python bivittatus (Burmese python), 348 nucleotides. The record is from RefSeq and is a predicted model, not a curated record. Lineage: Eukaryota; Metazoa; Chordata; Lepidosauria; Squamata; Pythonidae.
AUGUUUGGGGGCCGCAGCGCCUGGUUCUCGCAGAGCGUCCACCCAGAGCUCUGCCGCCUUUGGGCUGGUGAAGGAGGGGUGAUUGUGAAUCUGGAAGCUGCUGAUUACCUCUUCAGCAGUGAUGCUUCUCACCCAGAUACAAAAAGAAUACACCAAAGUUUAGACUAUCUAGAAGACCGAAUCACGGUUUUUCAUUCCUGUUUUCUUACCGCAAGUAUCAACGCUGAAAUAAAAAACACCGUACCUCUAGGACAUUUCCUUCUCCCACCAGCCAGCUUGCAAGAAGAAAUUAGAAAAAAAAUUGGCAACUUUAUAUGGGAACAGAUAACCAGUCCACUAGAACUACAG